AUGAACACCCUCUUUAACUCUGCUCUCAAGCAGUCAUCUUCUCUACGCCGCGACCUCGAUGCCUUCGCCGAUGCACCGGGCACUUCGUCGCCCGCACUGCAAGGCCAAAUAUCUGCCUCACUUACUUCACUGUCUCGCACAAUAGACGACUAUGCAGAAAUGGCGAAGAAGGAGCUUAUUCCAAGCAAACAAGAAAAGGCCCAUGAACGCUUGAAGAAUUUCCGGAUCGAGUUGGCAGACUAUAGGCAGAGUUUUGAUCGCUUAAGAAAGGAUAGAGAAGACAGUCAAACGGCCCAAAACCGCACUGAGCUCCUUGGUCGUCGCCCGCAUCAUACCGCAACGCCCGAAAACCCCUACUCGCAAUCCAGCCUGGCUCAAAACUCAACCUUUGCUCCCCCUAAACCUCAAUCCUUGUCUUUUGGCGCCGCUCCACAAGACUACACCCGAGAAACACACGCUCUGCGUGAGCAGACCUUCAUGUCUUCAACCAAUGCUGCACUGGAUGAGUAUCUUGAACGAGGACGAGCGGUCUUGGGUGAUUUGGGAGACCAAAGAGAAAUGUUGAAAGGAACACAAAAGAAGCUGUACAGUGUGGCCAACACACUAGGUAUAAGUGGUGAUACGAUUAGGAUGGUUGAGAGGAGAUCGAGGCAAGACAGAUGGAUCUUUGGGGCUGGCGCGAUUAUAUUCUUUGCAUUCUGCUGGCUAGUCAUACAUUACCUUCGGUAA
Molecule: messenger RNA, 729 nt
Organism: Letharia columbiana
Lineage: Eukaryota; Fungi; Ascomycota; Lecanoromycetes; Lecanorales; Parmeliaceae
Exons: 4
Coding region: 1-729 (242 amino acids)
Biological process (GO): vesicle fusion; endoplasmic reticulum to Golgi vesicle-mediated transport
Cellular component (GO): endoplasmic reticulum membrane; Golgi apparatus; SNARE complex
Molecular function (GO): SNAP receptor activity; SNARE binding
Source: RefSeq, a predicted model, not a curated record